This is a messenger RNA of Dioscorea cayenensis subsp. rotundata (Guinea yam), 705 nucleotides long. Its product is annotated as villin-2-like. The record is from RefSeq and is a predicted model, not a curated record. Bases 329 to 598 code for a protein of 89 amino acids. The transcript is spliced from 2 exons. Gene Ontology annotation, molecular function: actin binding. Gene Ontology annotation, biological process: cytoskeleton organization. Lineage: Eukaryota; Viridiplantae; Streptophyta; Magnoliopsida; Dioscoreales; Dioscoreaceae.
AUCAAACAGACAUAUCAAAGUAAUUAAUGGUCCAACGUCAGAAAACUUAGUAAAUAUUGAUAAAAAUACAUUUUUCCUAAUUUAUUGCAAAAAGAAAGGGGCUUAUAAUUCAACUUUUCAUUCUAUUUUUUUCUUCAGUUGAACAAGUGAUUGUGUUUCAUUGUUUGCUAUACUUUGUAGUUUAAAAUACCGUAACUCUUUGACAAGUAAGAGUUAGUCAUGUAUUUUACAUAAUUAUCCACAUUAGUUAUUCAAUGAAUAAUUUUGUUGUUGAUUACUGAAGAUGUCAACUUGGAGAUGGACGAUCCUUUAGAAAUUUCAUCAAAGGAUGUCGUUAGUGAAGCCGGAUCUAUGUCAGAGGGAUUAUGAUGCUACACAAGAUUCACAGGCAGUGGAAUUUGGAGAAGGGAACACAUUCAGUUAUGAAAGUUUAAAGUCUAAAUCUAGCAAUCCAGUUACUGGAAUCAAUUACAAAAGAAGAGAGAUCUAUCUGUCUGAUGAGGAGUUCCAAACAGUGUUUGGAAUGACAAAAGAAUUAUUCUAUCAACAACCAAAGUGGAAACAAGACCUUCAGAAAAAGAAUGCUGAUCUUUUUUGAGCAUGUUUAUCAGGUAAAAGGAUUUUUUUUUCCUUGGUGUUUCUUCUAAAAUAUAAUUACCACACCAUGUUUUCUCUUAUUCAGGUUAACAUAUGUUUUGAGUGUGA